GUGCGUUCAGUGGGGAAAUGGAACUGACUGAACUCUCUAUAUGAGAUGCUCUUAUGAAGGCAACAAUGUAACCUGUUGUGGCGAGACAGAGGCGCGCGACCGUCAGCUUGUCUCGUGCAGUACAUUUUUAACAGCACGCGCUCUGUAAGUGCGCGCCACAUCGUUGCGUCUCCUGUCAACUGCUGUAUCUCAGAAGCCUUUUCUGAAACGAAGGUCUUACCUGCGUCUCAAAAGAAGAUUAAAGCAAGGAAAACAUUUAAGAAGAUAAUCAUAAAGUCGAAGAUGGUUUCUGGAGUAAAAGACGUGUUAAAGGCAUCAGCAAGAGGUGGACAUCACAAAUCCCAAAUGAUUCAUUGCUUGACAACUCUAGUAUGUUUUUUGUUUUCCGUGUUUUCGGUGGCCGUAUGUCUGUUUAUGAACGUGAAAACUUCUCAAAUUGAGCGUAAAAUGAAGCUUCUUGAGAUGGAGCGACUGUCGGUUAUUCAACCUGUGCACGCGACUUUGGAUUCGAACGCGACUCUUUGGGAUGCGAUAGAAAAACUUGUGCAAGAGAGACUUAAAGAGGGAGUGUCAAAAAUUCGCAUGGCGCGAGAAGUGACGCAAGAGUGCUCGUGCCCUCCAGGUCCUCCAGGAAAACGUGGAAGAAAAGGCAACCCUGGAAUUCCAGGCACUCCAGGUCGAGAUGGUUACCCGGGUCCAUUGGGUAUGGAUGGUAAGCCUGGACCUCCAGGUCAAAAAGGCAGUCAAGGAAUGCUGGGACAAAAAGGAGAAAAGGGUGACCAGGGAGACAUGGGCCCAAGGGGACCACCAUCUUACGCAGCCUCUGCAGGCCUGCUUAGUAAUCAGAUUCUCACAGUGAAGGGUGAUCAAGGUCAGGCUGGGCCUCCAGGUCCCCCAGGACUUCCAGGAACACCUGGUCCCGAAGGGCCUCCAGGAAACACAGGCAAAGAUGGGCCCCAAGGCCACCCAGGAGAGCCGGGACCACCUGGAAAGGAUGGAAAUGAGGGACAAAUAGGGCCACCUGGCAUGCAGGGUAAGAAUGGAGCCGAUGGCAUACCUGGACCACAGGGCCCUCCAGGGCCAAAGGGAGAUCAGGGCAUGCUAGGUCCUGAGGGGAAGAGAGGGACUGAUGGAUCCCCUAGCACAAAGGGUGAAAAGGGAGAUGUUGGGUGUCCAGGUCCCCAGGGUUUGCCUGGAGAGAAUGGGGCUACUGAUUUUACAGAAAGUAAUCAGGCCUUAAGACUCCAAACUAUGCAGGGGCCUCCAGGCCCUCCAGGACCUCCGGGAGAACAAGGGCCAAAAGGAGAUAUGGGCUUACAUGGAGCAACAGGCCCAGAAGGAAAGCAGGGCCCUAAGGGAGAGAGGGGUGAUAUAGGAGAGCCUGGAACAGCAGGAGCAAAAGGGGACAUUGGGCUGACAGGGUCUGCUGGGGCAACUGGGCAAAAGGGAGAUAAAGGAGACUCUAGGCUUGAGGAGAGCUUGGACCAGAUUAUCUCUUUGCCUGGCCCUCCAGGGCCUCCUGGACCACCUGGACCAGCAGGAUAUCAUGGAUUGCCUGGCCCCAAGGGAGAGCCUGCUGAAUCAGUGAAAGGAGAAAAGGGGGAAAUUGGAGAGAAAGGUCCACCUGGGCCACGGGGUCUUCAAGGUUUUCCAGGGUCUAAUGGGUUGGUUGGUCUGCCAGGUGCAAAAGGCGAAAAGGGAAAACAAGGUGAACCAGGACUAGACGGAUACCCAGGGUUUCAAGGAGAAAAAGGGGACAGAGGAGACAAAGGGGAGAGGGGUGAGCGAGGUACAAUGGGAAAGAAAGGCCUGAAAGGACAGAAGGGAGAGCAAGGACUUCCAGGACUUGAUCAGCCUUGUCCUGUGGGGCGAGAUGGUUUGCCCAUACCUGGAUGCUGGCAUAAGGAGGAGGCUUCAGGGCAUGGGGGCAAAGCCAAGAAACCAUCUCAGCCCUAAAGGACUCUGAAUGGGCUUCAUGGAGGGAGCAUGCUUUGCCAAUGGUCAGUUGGAUCCCCCAAAUUGAAGGGCUCGUCUGUAAUACAGGCAGGACACCAGAAUGGGUGUUGCUCUGGAUUUGUACUGGUGUACGUAUGGACAAAUUUGUACUCAGGAAAUGUUGUCAAUAGAAAACAUAAUAAUUUGUUUUGUUCCAUUUCUCAAUCAAAUAUAUCUGUGGAGUGGUGAGAAAAGUUUUGUAUAAUAACUAAUAUCAGGUAUAUUAUCAUUAAUACAAUUUGUUUGGUGUUGUUGAAAGUCCUAGUGUUCAUAAGAACCCUCAUAAUGAAUAAACUACUUUGAUCUUUUAUUCAUUGCUUUGGUGAGGGUUGGUUUGCUUCCCAAAUAAACAACAUUAUAUGAAGUUUUUGUAAAUUAAAUGAAUAUGUUUUAUAAUUACUAUUCACUUAUUUUAAGAUUCAUUGUGUUAAUAACAUGUACCAUCCAUUUUCUAUGAUAUCAUACAAUUGUUUCUUUUCUACAUUCCUUUUGUUUAAAGUUUGUAAAAGAUACAUACACAUUUUGAAGUAUUACAUUGUUCAUUUAAGUAAAAGUAGUAACUGGUUUAGAGAUUGGCAUUAUAUAUAUAUUCGCCACCUCUGAAAAGCCAAUACAAUGUUGUUUCGUGUUGUAUAACAGGCUCUGUCGAUUUCCCUUUUUGCUUGUAGACACAUGUCUUCUCUGUUCGAGGUUUCUUUAUCCUGAAAACCUGUGAUUCCCCAGAGGGUUGCUUUUUUGAAUGAUCCAUGGUUAAUUUUACGCAUUUGUUGUAGCUACAAGCUUUCAGCUUCAAACUACUACCACACUAAUCACUGCUCAUAUACUGCACAUGCGCUGUAAUAGCUGGAUCUUCUUGGAUAUGAUGUAAAGACGCACGGACGAAUGACAGAUGUGUGCAAUUUCCGCCAAAUCUGUCCCGACAGCUGUAAAAUAUAAAUUAUUAUUAUAGGCAGGGUUCGAAUUAUGAUUUCAUCUUUGUGGGGGUCUCUUAAAAAAAAAAAAAAAAGUAGCCUAUAAGCAGGCGUGGUGUGUGUGAUAAAUAAUUGCUUAACACUGCACUUGAUUCUUUUGAUUUCAAUGUUUAUUAAUACAGGAGUAGAGAAAUGAGUAGACUGUCCACUGAUGAUGUUUUUUGUUUUUUUUAAAUAAACCCGAAUUUUGCCAAAGUUGUACCUGAUGUUGGUAGCAGUCUUUUUAUUUUUGGUGGCAUGGUUGCUGGUUCUGAACUUUACACUAUUUCUAAAAUAUUCUAACUGAUCCCCCAGCGUGAGUUAUUCUAGGUGACUGAAUGAAUGAAUGAUGAUCUGCUUUUAUGUCAUUUUUCCUUUUUAUACAAAAUAUUCACAAAUGUAUUAGCUAUAACAUGAAACACUGAUAUUCCGAUUGUCAAAUAUGUGCAAGUGGAUGUGUUUUGUUGUUUAAACGCCUUUAUAACGAUCGCGUUAAGUUAGUUGAGCUGUAUGUGCGAUGGGCGGCGCCAUGUUAUUUUACUACACGUCAAUUCCUCAACUUCUCACGAAAUACAUGAAAGUAAGUGGCCGGUGAACUGGGAGAAGAAUAGAGUAAAAUGUAAAGCUACUUACACAAUGUGUAUCUGAUAUGAAAACGUGUCUUAUUGUAACGUAACGUUAAUGGAAAGGAUUAUUAUUGCCGCUUCCCUAGACAUUAGUGUGUAUUUUACAAACUCCAAAUAUUUUUUUGCUAGUACUUAUGUGUAUUUAAAUGUCUGAAACCUAAAAUAAACAUUAUGUGGUUGAAAACACAGAACAGUUGAUCUGUCUAUGGUUGUGAUACAUGACAGCAGCACUGAGCGCGUCUGUCUCUGGCUCAGCGCCAGCCAAAGCUCGAAAGCACGUUUGAAUUUAGCAGUUGAUCACGUGAUGCACUGACCGUUCUAAUCACACCGGUGUUGAUCGAUCAUACGUGCAAAAGGGUUAACAUAAACAUUGAAGGAAUAUAUUGAAGGAAAAAAAUGCUUUAUUUGUAAUUUAAAAUAAUGGUGCUGAUGAUUUUUAGAGACCCCCACAGGUGUAUGAUUUUACUGCUUUCAUGGGAGCUCAUCCUCUCUCAAUGGGAGCUCAGCUCCCACUGGCUCCCACGUAAUUCGAACCAUGAUUAUAGGUUUACCGUAAUGAAUCAGGGUAAGGCAAAAACAUGGUUUGAAAGAUGGAUUGUUGGUGUACUUGCUCAUUUAUAAUUUUGACUUUGUGAUUUUAUGAAAAAAAUAAUAAUAAUUACAUUGUGUAGCUUCAUAAGGAAUAGACUACUUUGAUAUUUUAUUCAUUGCUUUGGUGAGAGUUGGUUUGCUUUCCAAAUAAAUAUGAUAUUAAGUUUGUGUAAAUGAAAUGAAUAUAUUUUAUAAUUACUAUUUACUUCUUUUAAGCUAUGAAGAUUCAUUGUGUUAAUAACUCUGUACCAUGCAUUGUGUAUGUACAAUUUUUUAUAAAUUUGACACAGCAUAAUUUAGAUAGUGAGCAUCAGAUUGUCUUUGCAUUAUUGCACACAACGGCCCCCCAAAAUAUGUUGAAAAUAGAACAUUUUGGUGCAGUAGGAGUACACCUAUAUGGAACGAUGUUGACGCUUUUCAAGAUUAUAUAAUUGCGACAAUUCUAAUGUAUUUGUAAUCUCGAUUAUUUUUCUGAUUAAUUCUGCAUCCCCAACUCCCAGUGUGACAAACAACUCCCAGCAGAAGAGAUGUUACAUUAAUAUGGAAAAUGAUAACAAUGUAA
This is a messenger RNA of Xyrauchen texanus (razorback sucker), 4724 nucleotides long. It is a transcript of the gene col23a1b, whose product is annotated as collagen alpha-1(XXIII) chain. NCBI's taxonomy places the organism in Eukaryota, Metazoa, Chordata, Actinopteri, Cypriniformes, Catostomidae. The record is from RefSeq and is a predicted model, not a curated record. The transcript has 30 exons. The coding region runs from base 283 to 1956 and encodes 557 amino acids.